CGUAAACAAGGAAGUGGGAGCGAAUAAUGACUUGUUCGCGGGGUAGUGUGAAGGAGAAGAAAUGACUCCGCUGGGAAUUCCUCUGCCAAACAUGACUCCUUAAAGGUUACAAAUAAGACGUUCUCUCGAUGAAGCUGCUAUGGCCAUAAGGAGUGCUCCCAUGGUUCGGAUCUGUUGAUUAUGAAUCCCAGUGCUUCCUCGACUUGCCCCGCAGAUGAGUUUAUGGAUGACUGGCUCUUCCUCUCUCCUACCUCAGCCGCUUCUCAGAGUGGAGAAGAGGCGGAGGAACGGGGAAAACUCAAAUCCAAGUUGGUCUCAGCAUGGAACAAUGUCAAAUACAGCUGGUCUUUCAAACAAAAAUCGACAUUCAGCAAGACAUCCCCUGUGAUCUUGUUAGGGCAUCCAUAUAAUCUCAGUGAUCAAGGUGAGAGGGACUGUUUCCACCGCUCUUUUGCUUCCUUAUUGUGGUUGACGUACAGACGAGGCUUCCCUCAGCUGAGCGGCUGCGCACUGACCACCGACAGCGGCUGGGGAUGUCUCCUCCGCACGGGGCAGAUGUUGUUCGCGCGAGGGCUGCUUUUACACCUCAUGCCACAAGGCUUGACUUGUACUGUUGGCCAGCACGUGUUCAAAGACGACAUGGAUCUCCCUGAGGUCCGCCCUGAAACCAGUGCAGCGGGUUUAGAAAAUUCCAAAGGGCUCAGUAAGUGGGGUCGAACGUUGAGUUUGGGUUCCCUCGCCAGAGGCGUGGAGUCCACCCACAGGAGGGUGGUAUCGUGGUUUGCGGAUCACCCCUCUGCCCCCUUUGGGAUCCACCAGCUGGUGGAGUUGGGCACAACGUUAGGGAAGAAGGCAGGGGACUGGUAUGGCCCCUCGAUUGUGGCACACAUCCUCAGGAAAGCUUCUGAAGCAUCAACUCACCUUCCUGAUCUUGUUGUCUAUGUUGCACAAGAUUGCACAGUCUACAAAGAGGAUGUGAAAGCGCUGUGUGGAGCUUCUCCUACUCAGCCCUGGAAGUCUGUCAUCCUCCUGGUUCCUGUGCGACUUGGAGGACAAAAUCUCAAUCCUGCCUACAUUGCCUGUGUAAAGAAACUCUUGAAGUUACAAUGUUGCAUUGGUAUCAUCGGGGGCAAACCAAAGCACUCGCUCUUCUUUGUUGGUUUCCAAGAUGACCACUUGUUGUAUUUGGACCCUCAUUACUGUCAGCCCACAGUGGAUGUAUCAAAGGACGGCUUUCCUUUAGAGUCAUUUCACUGUAAACAUCCGAGGAAAAUGCCUUUCUCCCGCAUGGAUCCCAGCUGCACCGUAGGGUUCUAUGCCAAAGGCCGGAGGGACUUUGAGACGCUGUGCACACUUGUCACCCAGGCCGUCUUAGCAGCUGCAGAGACGUACCCCAUGUUUAUAUUCACAGAGGGUCAUAGUCGAGACCGGCAGGAGGAGGAAGGGACUAGCACCAAUAACUUCACUUAUAUCAAGAGGAAACAUGAGCGAAGGCGGGUGGACACUUGCAAUAGUUUGGAUGAGUUUGUUCUAUUGUGAGCACCCUUUAGAUAGAACUAUUAUAUACUUCAUUAUACAUGUAUAUAUAUGUAUGUAUAUAUGUACAUAUUUAUAUGUAUAUAAACAUAUGCCUUUAUAAAUAUAUAUAUAUAUG
Molecule: messenger RNA, 1654 nt
Organism: Nerophis ophidion (straightnose pipefish)
Lineage: Eukaryota; Metazoa; Chordata; Actinopteri; Syngnathiformes; Syngnathidae
Product: cysteine protease atg4da-like
Exons: 11
Coding region: 181-1539 (452 amino acids)
Molecular function (GO): protein-phosphatidylethanolamide deconjugating activity
Source: RefSeq, a predicted model, not a curated record